This is a messenger RNA of Drosophila serrata, 4858 nucleotides long. It is a transcript of the gene Vps13B, whose product is annotated as vacuolar protein sorting 13B. Lineage: Eukaryota; Metazoa; Arthropoda; Insecta; Diptera; Drosophilidae. The record is from RefSeq and is a predicted model, not a curated record.
UAUUAAUAAUCAAUUUGCAUGUGAAAAGGUCAGCCAUCCCAUACACAUUAGAUGUCGCAUGGAGUACUUUAGUGAGACUCACGAAACCUUCCUGCACUACUGCGACUUCUUGCUCUCGGAGACCGCCAGCAAGCAACUGACGCCACCUAGUCGUCCCAUCUGUGCCACUAUCUGGAGGGUGGUUAUUUUGCAAUCCUUGAUCGCUGUGGAUGGUACUUGCUUUGAAGGCGACACGGAUGAAGAUUUAUCGAUCGAGUACAUCCACUCAGACUUCAAGGUAGAUGACAAUAAAGAUUUUAUCUUGCACCCAAAAGUUCUGGUGGGCUGCAUGCGCAUCGAUACCGUCUUUAGACCAGAGGAAGUGCCUAAUUUGCAGGUGUUGCUCUGCUGCCAGGAUAUCGAACUGAACUUCCUGAAUCAGCCAGAUGUCGGCGAAGAGCUGCCACCACGGCUGAAGGAGUAUAGUCUCCGGCAGACCAAGGAGACCAGCCAAACCUUCCUCACGGUGCAUGUCGAAGACCUGCAGAUGCAUUCCACGAUACAUUCCAAGAGGGAUUUCAGCUUGCAGACCGAAUUUCGAACCAGAGUUAAGUGCUUGGAUUAUGGUUUCCUGAAUAUGCUGGAUAUUGUGGAGCCAAUGAAGUUCACCAGUUACGCAAGAGUUACCCACUGUCCGCGUUCCUCGGUGGAGGCUAAUUUCGUCGUCGACAAGCUGCGCUUUAACUGCGCCCCCUAUGUGAUCCACUCCCUGCUGAGUUCCAAACACCAUUGGCAGCAGGUAUUGCAGCAGAAAGAGCCGAGGCACGCCUUCAUUCCAAAAUGCUUGGUGAUCAACGGGAUGCAGACUCCCAUUGCUUUUGGACAAACCGGCACCGUGGAGAAGAUCACUGUGGCGCCCAGUGAAGUGCAGUUCUAUCACUUCAGAAGCUGUUCUUUCCGGCAGGAGCUUACCUUCUUUAUCACGAAUCUUCAGUCAAGGCAGACGGUGGACUCGAGUGACUCCGUUCACAUACCUCUAAAAUUCGAGGAGGAGCACAAAGUGCAACACUUGCGAGUGGGAGACUGCUGCAUUACCCUCAAGAUGGCCAAGUUAUCGGCCACUCAGAUGUAUAUUCUAGUCAAAGGCCAAAUUGAGUUGAUUAGCAUGGUGCCCUAUAGCCUGAUCACAGAGUUUCGCGUCGAGGGAGCCAGCUACGAUGAGAAUUGCGCGCCUGAGCACCUGCUGUCGUCCAAAGAGAGAUCCUCCUCCUUCUACCAGCAAGUAACACAUAAUGCUGAUAUUAAUAUGCGGUUGAAGCUAAGCGCUGGUCGAGGCAAAGGUCGUACUGGUGACAUCCCUUUGAAGCCCAACAGCAACAAUCUGCCAUGGCUGGUUAAGGUGCCAACGCAAUCCCCACAACAAUUCAUUAGCUUGUGGGUUCGGAUCCUGCGUGAGGACAUCGUUAUGGAGCAUCCCACCGAGGACUUUCAGCCACAGAAAAUACUUAUCUGCAUUUGGCCCAUCUUCGAGGUAUGCAAUAUGCUCAGCUGUGAUAUUCAGGCGAUCGAAAGUACCAGCGUGGAGAGCGCCACCAUCGAAGCAAGGGGUGGAAGUUGGGCUCUGAACACAGCCACCACUCAUGCCACGGAGCAUACGCUAGCCUUUAAAUUUCCAUCUCCAGUGCAGCCUACUUCUGAGACUGAGUACAAGUUGAUGCUGAAGAGCAUGGACUGGCACAAGUUCUUCCAUUACGAUUCCAGCGAGUGGACCAUUGAGAAUGCUCUGCACAAACUGAGUAAAUCGAAUUCGAAGAUUAAGUGGCCACUGAGCGAUCCUGAAGAAUUACGCCUGAAACGCGAACUGAAGCUCCCUUGCCAAUGUCCAUUUGAUGUCAGAUACCAGACAGGUGCGACAAGGGAAUUUUCGUGUACUAUGGGACUGGAUGUGACUGCCUGGGCCAUGUUUAUCAAUGCCACAGGGUUGGAUGUAACUCUAUGCACGAUCAAGGAGCCGGCAUGCAUUCUCCUUAAAGCCAAUAGUUUGGAAAUGCUGCCAAAACUAACGUGUGCAUUCUCCAUUCAAGUUUCCUUUAAUAAUGAAUGGAUUUCCUCAACUCCCAUAUGCUUAGAAGAGCAGUUGGCGCAGAAAACGGCUAACAAUGCCGGAAGAACCAUGUCCUUGCGCUGUAACUCAUUUGUGGACGUAGUAAUAGUCGAAAAGGAGCAAGUGUACCGAUUAAUGCUGGAAUACAAACAGGAAACCGAUGGUCGCCGUGUUUUCAAAUUGCGUUCCAAGUUCGUGUUGACCAAUUUCACGGAUGUAUCUCUCAAUGCUUUACCCUUGGCUAUGGAUCACAAGGAAACCGCCACUCGGGAAGAAGUGGAUGCUUGUGCGAUUGCCAAGUCACCGCGCAGUCUGACAUCCGUGGAUUCGACAAAAAACUGCAUUGGUACGUCCUUGGAUGUUUUCUACGAUCUUGGGUCCAAGCACAACUGUGAUACCGCAUUCGUGUACUUCGUUUGCUUUAGUGUUGGCGGCCAUUGGGACAUUUCCAUUCCCAUUCCCUUGGCCAUACCAUUCACUAGACGCUGCUUCAGCUUGCAGGCGGGACGCGAAUCUAUUCCCCUGAUGAUUACUUUGAUUGAAAAGGACAACGUGCACUAUUUGAACGUGUUCCGGGACACGGCGCCAGCCAUCAUCAUCAGCAACAAUACAAAUAUUAAAUUCAUCGUGGCCCAAACGAGUGCCUCGGAGAACAGCAAUGUUAGCUGCACAAAUUCCGAGUUUGUGGGUAGGCACUUUGAGUGGAACCAAUUGGUGCUGGCGCACAGUAAGUGCUAUUAUACCCCGCCACAGAUGUAUGCCAACUUUCCGGACGUGGAGUUCACCAUGUGCAAUCUAUCUUUGGCGGCUUAUAAAGACAAACAGUGUGGCAAGAACAAGAUUGCUUGGUCAAAGCCGGUGAGAACCGACAAGACGUGGCAGAAGUUCCUUCACAUACCCAACCAUGGCGAUGUGAAGGUGGUGGUCUGUGAUAAGCAUCGGGUUAUUCGGCUGAACAUUUAUUAUAUAGCUCAGCAACUGGAGUUUUCGGUGAAGGACUUGCGAUCGCGCCUAACCAAGCCAGAGAAUAAUUUGUUGCCAGCCGAGGAGCAAGAGCUGCUUGGAUCAGAGCAGAAGUCAUCUCAAGAGCAGGAUCCCUUUCCGGACAUGGUGGCCUGUGCUCACUUCAGUCAGGAAUGCGAAACGAAGCUGCAGACCAGGAUAAAGUUCUUCAUCAAAAGCUUCGUGUUUAGCCUGCAAACGGACAACCGCGAAAAUGACUAUUUAAAGACCGAGGUGUGCAAUAUCUACGCCGACGACUUAAUGGCGAUCUACGACGACAUAUCCGAUGAUGACAAGGAGGAUCGGAGGGAGCUGCGCUUGCAAGUGCCCAACCUGCAGGUGGACAACCAACUGUACUCCAGCGGAAAGUACGACUUUCCGGUGCUGCUUUGCGCAGAGGAACUCUACAAGCGCAAUUGUGCCCUACCCCAAGUUUAUUAUUUGGAUGCCGUCUACCAGCUGCAGCCACUACGUGCUCCAGUCUCUCUGUUCACGUUUGUGUUUUACCAGGAUGAGAUGCAGCUGCAGAGUGUUCGUUGCAAGAUUCCCCCGUUCCGAGUCUAUAUCGAAGACGCCUACCUCAACCAGCUGCUGGAGGCACUCGUGGAAUGUGAGCCGUCCAACUGUGUGUAUAGUCCGGCUAUAGAAGAGGAUAGGAUCCUCCUUUCUGCCGGGCAAACCCUGCUUCCCGACCAGGUUGUGGCCCAGUCGUUGUACAUAUCGGAGCCGCUGCGUCUCAAUAGUUUUACGGUAGAGCCACUUAGUCUAUUGCUUUCCGUCCAUACUUCGUCGAGGCUGUACAUAGCCUUAGAUCAUUCCCCGCUCUCCUUUUCCCGCUACGAGCGGCAGCAAAUCCUCACAGUUCCUUUACGGUUCGGCCAAUCCUUGGGCCUGCAUUACCUCAGCGGAGCCAUCUUCGGCGCUGGCUGGGUGGUUGGCUCCCUGGAGAUCUUGGGCAGUCCUAGCGGACUCGCUCGCUCGUUUAGUACCGGUCUCCGUGACUUUGUAUCCAUGCCCGUGGAGGGACUCUUCCGCGGACCCUGGGGCUUCCUUGUGGGCGUGACCCAAGGCUCUGCCUCCCUGUUACGCAACGUGACUGCUGGAACCGUGAAUUCCGUGACCAAGCUGGCCGGUUCAGUAGCCCGGAAUCUGGACAGGCUGACUUUGGACGCAGAGCAUAUCGAGCUGACGGAGGCCAGGCGUCGGGCAAGACCCCAGGGCUUUGCGGAUGGGCUGACACAAGGCCUGACUGGAUUGGGCAUCAGUUUAUUGGGCGCCGUCGGCGGAUUGGCACAUCACACCUUGGAGGCGCGGAGUUCCGUAGGGUUUAUUGCUGGCAUCACCAAGGGCAUUGUUGGAGCGUUCACAAAACCCAUCAGUGGAGCUGCUGAGAUGCUGGCUCUAACGGGCCAGGGUGUCCUCCAUACGGUGGGUUUCAAUGCGAUGCCCCAACAGGUGGAGCCGAGUACUACGAGAAACGUGGCCCUGCAUGGCAGUUCCUCGCGCAUUUGGAGCUAUCUCCCUGAGGAGUUAAGCCACGAUCAGAUGCUGUUCUUCUGUGAAAUCACUCUGCUGGUCAACACACAGCUGCGUCCGGCUCUGGUGUUUCUCACCUCAUCCGUUCUGGCCAUUAUGCAGCCAGACAGCGAGGAUCUAACCUUCGCCUCCCCUGUUUCCAAGGUAGAUGUAAUGGCGGAUCGAGAAGACCCAUCGAAGCUCUACCUUAGCCUGAAAUCUGAGCAGAAGGAUGACCUAGAAGGGGUGAGUUGUUAA